Populus nigra (black poplar) is the source of this 1138-nucleotide messenger RNA. RefSeq names its product nicotianamine synthase 3-like. Lineage: Eukaryota; Viridiplantae; Streptophyta; Magnoliopsida; Malpighiales; Salicaceae. The record is from RefSeq and is a predicted model, not a curated record. Gene Ontology annotation, molecular function: nicotianamine synthase activity. Gene Ontology annotation, biological process: nicotianamine biosynthetic process.
UCAAUCUUACAUAUUUAAGGCCCCCCUUUGGAGGUUUGAAGAGCACUGUCUCUUGGCUUUACCAGGAUUGUAGCUAGCUUUUGUUAAAAAACUCUCCCCUCAAGUGUUCUCAUGGGUUGCCAGGAAGAGCUGUUGAUAGAAAAGGUUUGUGAGAUCUACGACAAACUUUCGAGGUUAGAAAACCUCAAUCCUUCCAAGCAAGUUAAUUCUCUCUUCACCCAACUUGUACAAACGUGUAUGAGCCAAUGCCACAUUGACAUUACCAAAUUGAAUGAAAGAGUUCAAGCUAUUAGGUGUAAGUUAAUUAAGCUUUGUGGGAAAGCCGAGGUCUUAGAAAUCCAUUUCGCUACCCUCAUAGGAUCUCAUGACAAACCACUUAACCAUAUCAAGAUCUUCCCUUACUAUUCCAAUUACCUUAAGCUCAGCCAAGUAGAGUUUUCCAUGCUUAACAAAAUUUGCAGUCGAGUUCCUAAACAUAUUGCCUUUGUGGGUUCUGGUCCUCUUCCCCUCACCUCGAUCAUCCUGGCUACUAAUCAUUUAAGGACUACUUGCUUUCAUAACUUUGACAUCGACCCUUCAGCAAAUGCCAAAGCCAUCCAGCUAGUUUCAUCAGAUUCAGAAUUGUCAAAACGAAUGUUCUUCCACACUGCAGAUAUUAUGAAUGUGUCGAGCAGCUUAAAACAAUAUGAAGUUGUUUUCCUGGCAGCUCUGGUAGGCAUGGACAGAGAAGAAAAAGUUCGGGUCAUUAAACACUUGGCCGACCACAUAGCUCCUGGAACUUUACUGUUAAUGAGGUCGGCAAAUGGUGCUCGAGCCUUCCUAUAUCCUGUCAUUGAUCCUUGUGAUCUUCAGGGCUUCGAAGUUCUAUCAGUCUUUCAUCCUUUGGACGAUGUCAUCAAUUCAGUUAUUAUUGCACGUAAACAUUCUCAAGGGUGAUUCAUUCAUUGAGUCAAGGACCUGGUUCUACCUAACUGUUUAGCAAAUGUUUUGACGUCUACACUUACAAAUGCCUUCAACCAUGGAAACAUGAUUGAAAAAUUGACUGCUGAUUAGCAACAGUCCAGCAUGUUGCCUUUAAUCACUUCCCUGAAUCCUUUGUGUAUCCCCCUUCCAUCCAAGCUCCAUCUCUUAGCUGAUC